CCCCCCCCCCCCGCGCCGGCCGAUGGUCCUUCCCUCCGUGUGACCUCGGCUCGCGCCGCGGAGGGCGGGGCCUGAGGGGGCUCAACAUGGCGCCCGGCGAGUGACUCGUCCCGGAUCCCGCCGGCAGGUUGCUGAGCCCCGGGGGGCGCCCCCGCCCCCUCCCCCGCCGGGGGCCGGCCCGCUCCCCGGGCCGCCAUGUCCGACUCGGAGGAGGAGUGUCAGGACCGGCAGCUGAAGAUCGUCCUGCUGGGCGACGGCACCUCCGGAAAGACCUCCUUAGCUACGCGGUUUGCUCAGGAAGCUUUUGGGAAACAGUACAAACAAACUGUAGGACUGGACUUCUUUUUGAAAAGGAUAACAUUGCCAGGAAACCUUAAUGUUACCCUACAAGUUUGGGAUAUAGGAGGGCAAACAAUAGGCGGCAAGAUGUUGGAUAAAUAUAUCUAUGGAGCACAGGGAAUUCUCCUGGUGUAUGACAUUACCAACUACCAGAGCUUUGAGAAUUUGGAAGAUUGGCACAGUAUGGUGAAGAAGGUGAACGAGGAGUCCGAGACGCAGCCUCUGGUGGCCUUGGUGGGCAACAAAAUUGAUUUGGAGCAUAUGAGAACAGUGAAAUCUGAUAAACACCUACGGUUUUGCCAGGAAAAUGGCCUCAGUAGCCAUUUUGUGUCAGCAAAGACGGGAGAUUCUGUCUUCCUGUGUUUUCAGAGAGUUGCUGCUGAAAUCCUUGGAAUCAAAUUAAACAGGGCAGAAAUUGAACAGUCACAGAUUUUUAAAUGUGAUGAACAACACGUGUGAUUGACAGCAAUAAAUUUGAGUUAUUUUCCUCCACUUGCACGUACAGUGAAGAUGUGCUUCCUUCCCUGCUCCCACUUCCUGCCUCCUGUGAACUUUUCCUAGUCAUUCAUUCAUGCAGUCAGCAAACGUUUUCAGUAAACAUAAGUACUCCUAUGUGCAAGGUCUCACGCCAGCUUCUGGGUAAUGUAAACAUGAGAAUUACAUUUCCUGUCCUGAAGAGUUGCGUUGGAUGUAGGAUGCACCCAGGUAAAUGUGAGACAGGACUAAUGAUGGAGGACCCAGAAUGCUUCCAGAGCGUGGACUCAAUGGAGUCAGGAAAAGUUUUCCCUGAGGAGAAGAACCAUUUGCACUAAAGAACCAUUUAAUGAAAGAAGCAGAUGGAAGGCCCUUUGGCGCUUUUUGAUCGCCUCUUGGACAUUAUUCUGGCGUUAGUGUCCUUGAGUAUGAGUCCAGAGGAGGAGCCUGUGGUCUGAGACACCAGAUGUGGUCGUUGGCUUGAAGGGAGAAGACUUGAGUUCUCUUGGUGGGCCUGGAAUAGAGAGACCUAGAAGAGACCCCGGGAAAGAAGAGCUUGGUUCUUGAUUGGUUAGAUGGGCAGGUGGACAAGAAGACAGAGACCUCAGAGCUCAGCAUGGUGGGAUGCCUGCCUUGGGGCUUCGACAUUUUCAAGGACUUUCACAAAGCAACUUUGUGGCUGAGUCCCACAAAGGAAAGUUGGGUGAAUUGGAAUUUCCUUCAGAUACUGAGGGAAGUUUGGAGUUUCAGUUGAAGAGGCAUUUUUCCUUUGAUCUAUUAGGGAUUUUUCUUAUAAGUGUCAUGGAAGCUUCAGAGCUUCCCUGCCAAGAUGGGGCCUGCUAAUGAAGGGAGAAGCCACUUGUGUAGAUGAAGUAACGAGUCCUCCGAGCGUCCCUGCUCUUACCCCCCUCUGGGCCUUUGGAGAGAUGUUUGCUCACGCUUAUCAGGUGCCCGAUCCUUGUCUCUCCCUCUUCGAGCCUGAAGUCUCCUUCCUUUGAUGGGCCAUGUCUCCCAGGAAGCCUUUUGGUGCCCCUCCCCCCCAGGUGGUAGUACCCUUUCCUACAGACAAGAUACACAAGUGGUUCUGACAAAUCGACCCCCAUCUGAACCUCCUGGGUCUAGUCUGGAGGGCAAGGGCCCGCAGGGUGGCGGUUCCAUGUACCCUGUGCCUGCUGCCUUCCCGGGGGCCCCGCGGCCUCUGCCGGGCUGCCUUGUCUGCCGGGAGUGCAGGCACCUCAUCAGGUUUGAUCAUGACAAGGAGAAUGUCUCAUAGACCAGAGCAACCAGAGGAGUCGGGGGCUCCAGCCUCUAUCCUGGAUGACGUCUCUUAACCUCAUGUUCAAAAUGAAAAUUUGCUUUUGCAAAAAGAUGCUCCCAAACCUUUGCUAGAAUUGGCUCACACAGCCGGCUCCAGCCUCUUUUGGCAUUUAUUCUGUCUGGACUAAUAUACAUCUGUACAUCCCUCAUAUGAGAUUAUAGGCUCUUUAAGAAUAAAGAUUUUUUGGAAAAAAUACCAUGUCUUUUCAGUACCUUGUACCCAGAAUGCAUCUAAUAAAUGCUUUUCUUAAUAUUUUAUAUGUCAGCUCUGUCCUUAAGAGCUGUAGGAGUGGAAAUCCUAAUAGCCACUGGGAUGUAGGUAGAGCUUCACAGCUACAAGGCCCUUUCACAUGUAUUGGUCAUUUGAACUUCGAAACAAGGCAAUUCAAAGAUUGGAUUUUAGGAUUUUAGGAUUUAGCUCUGGAAGAAAUGCUAGAAUUCACCGGGAGUGAUUCCCUCCUUUAACAGGUAAGUAUUAAACAAAGGAUUCAGAAAGGCCUUUUGAACCCCCACCAGAGCUCUUUCUCUCAGAGCCCUUUUUUCUCUAUCCUUGCUCUCAUUGGGGAAACAUUUUCAUUUGUAUUGCUUUAAGUAACUGCCAUUAACAUUUUAGAGAAAUGGAACGUCUUGUUAGCUGUACAGAACUUUUUUUUCAAACCCAAUGGAGAUUUGCAUUUAUGAAAUUGGAACCUAUCUUAAAAUUUUUAAAUGAACCUACUUUUUGCUGAGUUUCUGGGCGUUGUAAUCAGAGUGGUUGUGAGGGCAUUCAUAUAAUGAAAAAUAGAAAUAUUCUCAUGACGAAAAGGCUACUAAGUAAAAAAGUUCACAUGAUAAAUAUCUAACGCAUGUAAUAUUAUUAUUAAUCCCUCAUAGAAAAAAGCCUGACCAUUUACAUUGGUAUGUAUUCUGGAUGUGUGUGCUAAGGCAGUCCCCAAGAAGUAAACUCUUGUUCUGUAGACUCAGUAGGCAUUUCUCCAUUUUGAUAUUUAACUAAAUAGGAUGAUAAAGAAAAUUAGCUCUUGGAUCUUUAUUCCUUUUCUUUCUUUAUUUAUGUUCAUGUUUUCCUAUAUCUUUGGCUACUUAGUCAAAUGUGCGUUGAUUUUCUUUAUUUGUUCUUUCUGGAAUGUUCAUUCUUUUUUUUAGUUAUUGAAUUUUCUUUCUCUUUUUCCUCCCCCUCUCUCCCUUCUC
Messenger RNA from Sarcophilus harrisii (Tasmanian devil), 3318 nucleotides. It is a transcript of the gene RAB28, whose product is annotated as RAB28, member RAS oncogene family. Gene Ontology annotation, molecular function: GTPase activity; GTP binding. The record is from RefSeq and is a predicted model, not a curated record. Gene Ontology annotation, cellular component: Golgi apparatus; endosome. Bases 196 to 798 code for a protein of 200 amino acids. Lineage: Eukaryota; Metazoa; Chordata; Mammalia; Dasyuromorphia; Dasyuridae. The transcript is spliced from 7 exons.